UACAAGUGAGUGGGUGUAUGGGUAAUGUAGUAGAGCGGUAGACACGUGGGUCGGUACGUUGCCGUUCGUUCGGUUCAUUCGAAGUUUGCGGAAACAUGGCGGGCCUGGAGCUGCUGUCUGACCAGGGAUACCGUUUGGAUGGAAGAAAAGCCACCGAGCUGCGGAAGGUUCAGGCCCGAAUGGGUGUGUUCGCUCAGGCGGACGGCUCUGCGUAUUUAGAGCAGGGAAACACGAAAGCUCUGGCUGUGGUUUACGGUCCGCAUGAAAUCCGAGGUGCACGCAGCCGAAUUCGUCAUGAUCGAGCUGUUAUCAACUGUCAGUACAGCAUGGCCACGUUCAGCACAGCUGAGAGGAAGAGGAGGCCACACGGAGACCGCAAGUCAACUGAGAUGAGCCUCCACCUCAAGCAGACGUUUGAAGCUGCUGUGAUGACCCAGCUCUACCCACGCUCUCAAAUAGACAUCUAUGUCAAGAUUCUGCAGUCAGAUGGAGGUAACUACAGCGUGUGCGUAAAUGCUGCCACUCUGGCGGUGAUUGACGCCGGCAUCCCCAUGCGAGACUACGUGUGUGCCUGCACGGUCGGGUUUGUGGAUGAGACGCCCCUCGCUGACCUUUGCUAUGCGGAGGAAAGUGGAGGAGUGAGCUCUCUGGCCUUAGCACUGCUGCCCCGGGGCGGACAGAUCGCUCUGCUGCAGAUGGACGCCAGGCUACAUCAGGAUCACUUAGAGACUCUGAUCGAAGCCGCCAUGACAGCUUGUAAAGGGGUGAGCAAGGUGCUGGAUGAAGUGGUGCGACAACAUCUCCAAGAAGUUUCUGUGCUCUCUGGAGAAUGAUGCAGGGAGGAGGGGCGAACCUCUAGACUGGUUUAGGUUGCAGACUGGAAUGGAGAGAAAGGAUGGGAGAAUCUUGGAGUGAAUGUUUUUUCAAGUAUUCAUGGCAAUUACACUUUUGUUCAGUAUAUGUGUGGUGAAGAUAUAAAUAUGUCAACUCUGCA
Molecule: messenger RNA, 994 nt
Organism: Etheostoma spectabile (orangethroat darter)
Lineage: Eukaryota; Metazoa; Chordata; Actinopteri; Perciformes; Percidae
Gene: exosc4
Product: exosome component 4
Exons: 3
Coding region: 96-833 (245 amino acids)
Biological process (GO): poly(A)-dependent snoRNA 3'-end processing; nuclear mRNA surveillance; U4 snRNA 3'-end processing
Cellular component (GO): nuclear exosome (RNase complex); cytoplasmic exosome (RNase complex); nucleolus
Molecular function (GO): RNA binding
Source: RefSeq, a predicted model, not a curated record